Kogia breviceps (pygmy sperm whale) is the source of this 517-nucleotide messenger RNA. It is a transcript of the gene SPMAP1, whose product is annotated as sperm microtubule associated protein 1. The record is from RefSeq and is a predicted model, not a curated record. Lineage: Eukaryota; Metazoa; Chordata; Mammalia; Artiodactyla; Physeteridae.
AUGGCGCACUUCUGCGCGUGUCCCCUGUGGCUGGAGAAGAGCUUCAUCUUGGACGGAGUGGCCGUGAGUACCAUGGCCCGCACCUAUGAGCACGUGAGGCCCAAGCUCUGGUCGGCGAUUCCACCCUACAACGCUCAGCAGGACUACCACGCCCGCCAGUACUUCCGGAGCCGCGUGGUUCCGCCCAUCUUGCGGAAAACUGGUCAGGGUAAUGGCGGUACAGGAAGGGAUGGCUGGAUAGUGGAUUAUUUCCGUAUCUUCGGGAAAGAGCAGAGAUACCUCAACAGGAGAAACUGGGCAGGGGCAGGGCAUUCCCUCCAGCAGGUGACCGGACAUGACCACUAUAAUGCCAAUCUGAAAGCGACCCAGGGGUUCAAUGGUCGGUUUGGCUAUCGCCGGAACACCCCAGCCCUCCGCCAGCGCCCAUCUGUCUUUGGAGAGGUCACCCAAUUCCCUCUCUACUAACAGCAGCUCUUCUCUUCACACUCCUCGACCUGAAUUUCUAAGAUGUGUAUAU